CAAGUCUAUUCAACUGAACUAUUUACCAUUUAAGAUAAGAUUCAAAUUAACAAAAAUUUUUAUUUUUGUUAAUUUUUAUCUUUUUUCCAGAAGAAUCAAAAAUAUUAUUAAUUUUAGUUAGAAUAUUUAAUGAAACAUUUAAAUGGAAUAAUAUUCCAUUUGAUAAAUUCAAUACAGAAUUCCAAAACAUUCGAUAACCGAUUAAUUCGAUUUUACUAAAAUUAAUUACAAAAAAAUCUAUAUUGAUUUAACUAAUUUAGACCUAACGAUAAAAACACAAUGAUUAUAAUGUCAAUUUCAUUAAUGAAAUCAUCAAAUUGAGAGCCUCAUGAUAGAAAUUCGAUAAUCAUUCUAUCUUCAUCGUUAGUUCUCUUAAUUAAUCGCAUUAUAAUAAUAAACUAACAAUGGAAACGUGUAUCUUUUACAUAUUGAAUCUAAAUAUUAGAGGCAUUCUUACCAUUAGUCAUUUUUACUUAUUCUUUUGUACAUUAAAUUUGAAAAAUUGACGACAAACUAUUUUCACCAUUAAAAAAUCAUCGUAAAAUUUUAAAAUCUUUUUUCUCCUAUUUUUACACUAGUGUCCACUAGGACCGAUUGUGUCCAGAAUGUUUGUGUUUCAUCGUUCAAUGCGACUCGCGGAGAGAAAAUCGAGAGUGGGGCAUCACACGAUAUAAAGAAGAACCGGUCCAAGAGGUAAUCGUUCCCACUCUAUCGGCUGUUCUCCAUCUCUUCGGUUCUCUACACAGAGUGUCUUGCAUUUCUCUCUUCGUGACCGGCCGUGGUUGGUUAUCGUAGUCGAUACUUUUGUUCCCGAUUAUUCGUACCAUUGUCUUUUGGAUUGAACGUUUCGUCGCUGCUGGCCAAGAUGUUGCUGAUCCAACCGUCGGAAGAGAUGUCGAAGCAGAUUCGCAUGGAGUUGAAUGAAAAUGUGGCGACACGCGAUAAGGAUGUGGAAGUCAUCAAGGAAUGGCUAUCUAAGCAACCACAUUUACCCCAGUUCGAUGAUGAUUACAGACUACUGACGUUUCUUCGAGGUUGUAAAUUCUCCUUGGAAAAAUGUAAGAAAAAACUGGACAUGUAUUUCACGAUGAGAACCGCAAUCCCAGAGUUCUUUACUAAUCGAGAUGUCACAUUACCAGAACUGAAAGAAAUCACUAAAAUUAUUCAGAUUCCUCCAUUGCCAGGCUUAACAAAGAAUGGACGACGAGUAAUUGUAAUGCGUGGUAUCAACAAGGAUCUUCCAACCCCAAACGUGGCAGAAUUAAUGAAACUGGUUCUAAUGAUUGGCGAUGUACGUUUAAAGGAAGAAUUAAUGGGAGUCGCAGGAGAUGUGUAUAUUUUAGAUGCUAGUGUUGCAACGCCAUCUCACUUCGCCAAAUUCACACCAGCUCUCGUGAAGAAAUUUCUAGUAUGCGUGCAAGAGGCAUAUCCAGUAAAAUUGAAAGAGGUGCAUGUGGUGAACAUUAGUCCUCUGGUCGAUACUAUCGUCAAUUUCGUGAAACCAUUCAUUAAAGAAAAAAUUCGCAACAGAAUCUUCAUGCAUAGUGAUUUGAAUACUUUAUACGAAUAUAUCCCUAGGGAAAUAUUGCCAGCCGAAUAUGGCGGCGAUGCUGGACCUCUACAGAAUAUACAUGAAACCUGGAUAAAGAAAUUAGAAGAAUAUGGUCCUUGGUUCGUAGAGCAGGAAUCAAUAAAAACGAAUGAAGCACUUCGACCAGGAAAGCCAAAGACUCACGACGACUUAUUCGGAUUGGACGGAUCGUUCCGACAGUUGGUGAUCGAUUAAACCUAGAAAUCUGUCAAUGAUGACAACUUGAUUAACUUUUCUCGGUGCUAAUUCGAAGAAAAUUUGCUGGAAGGAAUAAGAGAGAUGAAACAUCCGCAUCGCAAUUUUUUUUUCCGACAUAUAAUUUGAAUAUAUUAACAUAACCUUUUUAUAUUUUUUUUAAAUCGAAAUUAAUUUUAUAAAUAUUUUAUACAUUUUUAAAAAUUUAUUUUAAUUCCGUGGAAAAAAUCUAAAUUCUUAAGAUAAAAUAACUGCCAAAAUUUCAUAGAGUCAGUAUUAGAUAAUAUCUAAUUCAAUCAUUAAAUUAACUUGAAUAUUUUUAAUAUUACUUAAAGUAUAAUUCCAAACUUUUUAUUGGAAAUGCAUAUUUAUACACGUUUUAUAUUUUUAUAAGAAUCUCUAUUUAUCUUUUAUAUGCUUGUUUGUUUUAUAUAUUUCUUGAUAGAUUCUUAACUGUGUAUUUUGUAGAAUUUUGCGUAGAAUAGUUAUUUUUCAUUCAAUUAUUUUUUUAUUCAUUAUAUUAUAUAUAAUUGAUUAAAAACGUUAAGAGAUAUAAAUAUGCAGAAUCAUUUCGAAUCUACUAUAACCUAAUCUAUCUGAUCCAUUUAAAUUUUUUCGUUUCAAAGUUCGAGUUUUCUGGAUUCGUGACGAUUUCAUUCGAAUUUUAUCGGAUCAAUUUGAAAUUAAUAAUAUUUUAUACUUUUAAUUGUGAAUACUUACAAUAAAUGCGAUUUUUUGCGAUUAAAUAGAUGAUAUUUACUUGGAUAAAUUCUUGGUUAUGAAUAAAUUUGUAUAGUUGAUAAAUUGAUCGUACACGAAAGAACAUAAUCUUAAGAAUUUUAAAAUAAUUUUGAUUGUAAUUUUAAUAUACAUGUUAUUUUCUUUUAAAAUUCUGCAUGUUAUUUUUUAAGUUUUUUAUUAAAACAUUUAUUAUUUUAUUAGAUAUUCAAUAAUCCUGAAUUAUAAUAAAUUGUUAUAUAAUAUAUUAAUUAUAAUGAUAUAAUGUAUUAUAUGUAACUUAAUUAUUUAUAAGAGAUAUUAUUUCCUGGAAAUAAUUAGAAUACUUUUCUUUCGAGAUACUCUUUUCUUCUUUAAGAAAUCACUUUUAUCGUUAAAAUGAUAUAAGAGUUAAAAUAGUCAUAGAUUUUCGUUUCGAGCGCAAAACAAUCCAGUUCUACACGAUUAUCCUUACACAACUAAUUCUUAUAUUUGUAAUUACUGCCUCGAAAGUAGGUUAGAACACGUAAGUACAUAGAACGAAAUAAACACUUUCAAUUUUUGAAAGUACAAUUUCUUUUUAUCUCCACACCACGUUGGAAAUAGGCUCGGUUUAUGUGCAAUGUACGAUACGUUUAUACAUGUAAAAAAUAAUUAACACAGAGAAGAUAUCUCUCAUAAUUAUUGUGUAAUCUGUAAUGUUACAACGUUUACAAGAAAACAUUUACAUAUGCAUACUUAUACAUAAAAUGAUAUUAUUUUUGUAUAAGAUACAAUAUAGCGUUGUAUAUUUAAUAUAAGAAACAAUAUAUUAUAGAAUACUUUAUAAUAAGUACUUAUAAAGAAAUUUAUUUUCUUUUUUUUUAAAUUUAUAAAAGCAAAUAGUAAUAAUGAUAAAAUUGUAAAAAAAUAUUCUUUUUUCAGAAUUUAUAAUAUAUACUUAAAAUAAUAAUAUAUAUAUUUAUGUAGAUUUUUUUGAAAUAUUUUUAAUUAUUUAGCUUUAAUAGAAAAUUUUAAUAAAAUUUAAUAGAAAAUUUGCACAUUUAUGAAAAAAAUAUGUAAAUAUAAAAUAAAAUAAUAUAAUUAUAGAAGAAAAUAAUAAUUGUACGAAAUAUAAUAAUUUUAUUGCGUUUCCUUAAUGAUAUUUCUGGAAAAAGUCGAUUUUUUUGCGAAAAUAAUUUAACGAAGUAUAUUGCGUUCUUUUAAUUGCUUCAUUUAAAUGAUGGAAUAAAAUCGUGUUUGCGAUUUAUUGGAGCAAAUGUAAUUGAUUAUAACCGGUCGUACGUGGAAAAAUAUUUAUAUAGAAUCCGCGAUGCAUACCGUACGUGAUAACGAUAAAAAUUCUGAUCGCCUCAAAUGUAUAUGUAUUUUCUUUUUCUUUUUUUUUAAAUAUGAAAUAUAUUUUAUAAACUUUAAAAA
Molecule: messenger RNA, 3922 nt
Organism: Apis cerana (Asiatic honeybee)
Lineage: Eukaryota; Metazoa; Arthropoda; Insecta; Hymenoptera; Apidae
Product: alpha-tocopherol transfer protein-like
Cellular component (GO): membrane
Molecular function (GO): phosphatidylinositol bisphosphate binding
Source: RefSeq, a predicted model, not a curated record